Messenger RNA from Bombina bombina (fire-bellied toad), 1658 nucleotides. It is a transcript of the gene CLEC3B, whose product is annotated as C-type lectin domain family 3 member B. Bases 62 to 658 code for a protein of 198 amino acids. The transcript is spliced from 3 exons. The record is from RefSeq and is a predicted model, not a curated record. NCBI's taxonomy places the organism in Eukaryota, Metazoa, Chordata, Amphibia, Anura, Bombinatoridae.
CUAUUACAGACAUAUUUAAGUGCAGGAACAUUGUGUGCAUCACACAUUAGCUGAAUUCACCAUGGAGUAUAAAGGAGCCUGCCUUAUCCUAUUCCUCUUCUGCUGUGCACAAGUCACUAUUCAACAGGGUGGCAAAAAGAAUAAGUCAUCAAAUAAAGAUGUGGUCAGCAUGAGAAUGUAUGAAGACAUGAAGAAGGAAAUUCAGAACAUCUGGCAAGAAUUAAAUCAUCUGAAAGAACAACAGGCACUGCAGAUACUUUGUUUGAAGGGCUCAAAGAUAAAUGAUAAGUGCUUCCUGGCUUUUUCGGAACCAAAGAACUACCAUCAGGCCAGUGACACAUGUAUUGCACAAGGAGGGACACUCAGCACCCCAGCCAAUGGAGAUGAAAAUGACUUUUUAUACGAAUAUGCAAGGAAGACUAUUGGUCCUAAUUCAGAGAUCUGGAUUGGCAUUAAUGACAUGGCAACUGAGGGAGUUUGGGUGGAUAUGACUGGGUCUGGUGUCUCAUUUAAGCAUUGGGAGACAGAAAUAACCACUCAGCCUGAUGGUGGGAAGCAGGAAAACUGUGCUUCUUUGUCAGCUGUAGCCAUUGGCAAGUGGUUUGACCAAAACUGCAAAGCCGAAUUGCCAUUUGUGUGUCAAUUCACAAUUGUUUAACUCUUUUUUUGGUCUUUGUGUAAAAUGCUAAUGAGCAUGGUCAGAUUAAGACUCCAGCGACCCUUGGCAAGGUAGAACAACCCAAAUAUUCCAUUCCCUCAUCACCUAAACACCACUAAACCCUGUCUUAUGACAUUGUAUAUACAUAUAAACAUAUAUAGAUUGCAUCAUGAGGACUGCUGGAUUACUUUGUGUUAAAGGGACAUUAAUCCCAGUUUUUUUUCUUUCAUGGUUCAGAUAGAACAUGCAAUUUUGAAUAACUCAAUUUAUUUAUUUCUAUUAUCUAAUUUGUUUUAUUCUCUUGGUAUCCUUUGUUGAAAAAUAUUCCUAGGUAGGCUUAGAAGCUGCUUAUUGGUCCCUCGACAUGUAUUCCUCUUGUCAUUAGCUUUCAGCUAGUUCCUAGUAGUGCAUAACUUCUCCUUCAACAAAGGAUCCAAAAAAUGAAGCAAAUUAGAUAAUAGAAGUAAAUUGGAAAGUUGUUUAAAAUGGUAUGUUCUAUCUGAAUCAUGAAAUAAAACAUUUUUGAGUUCCAUUUCCCUUUAAUGUUUGGGGCCUUGGGUGGUUAACCUAUUUACCAAGGUUAUGGUCAUUACAUACAUUAUUCGGGGAAGAAUAUUGAAUGCAAGCUCGCGCAUUUGUGUUCCCAAAUGAGAUAACUAAUGACCAAAAUGCAAUUCAAAUUAAAAUAUAUAUUUGUAUGGGACCUUAUACAUGUGCCUAGGUUCCCUAUAGGUUAAAUCAAACCCUGAAUCUGGGUUUAACAGUAAGCACAUAGCAAAAUCUAUGUAACUCUACUAAAAAUAAAGCUUUUAGUCAUUGUUCAAAGUAGUCUGUGAUGGUUUAUAAGCUAAAUCCAAACUUCUACUGUCUUUCAGUAGAGCAUAUAUAUUUUUUUACACAUUGUAUAAAACCUUUAGCUAGUUGAAAGAAGGAAUGUCAAAUGCUAUAAUACAAUAUGUAUGUUGCAAACAAUAAAGUCUGCAUUAUAUGUUUAUAUUUA